Molecule: messenger RNA, 471 nt
Organism: Soboliphyme baturini
Lineage: Eukaryota; Metazoa; Nematoda; Enoplea; Dioctophymatida; Soboliphymatidae
Source: the annotation of a GenBank genome assembly
AUGUACAAACAAGAAGAGUACCACUACUUACCUCCUGAGGUGAUGAGUGACCACUGCUAUGGCAGGAUGCCUUCCGCGGUACUCCCACCCCUGUCGCCUUCGGUUAAUGCGAGAAGACAAAAGGUGACCGACGAGAAUGAGCCGCCCACGUUGAACCGUAAUGACGACGAAUGUUUAUCGUCGGUUGCCGUUGAGCCAAGUUUCCAUUCCCCUCAGAACGUAUCUCAUUCUGAUUCAUUUGGCAGCUCAUCGUCUGUCACCAAGACUGCGUUUCUACCGGUUGACGUGGCUUGCUCUGACCAUGAGUUCGGCAGCAGCAUUACCUCAGGGGUCAUCGCCUCCAGUCUGCAGCAUCCUAUGAACUUAUCCAACGGCGGCCUGUCGAUCAUAAACGAGAAGCUUCCAGCGAAUAUCCUUGAAGGUGAAGAAACAGACUUCAUGGAGCAAUCGGCUGACGUGGAGUUGCACUAA